AUGGUACACAGCUUGUAUGAAGUGGCCCAGGCCGAUUCUUACCAUGUCUUCGCCGGCUCUGCGUUACUCGGAGUUUUGUUCCACGUGUCUAUCCAGUUUGUCGAAUUCGAGAAGUUCAUGUUCCACUUCCUCGCAGCAUUGCUGGUAAUGUCUAUAGCAGUGUCGACGGCGUUCUCGAUCUUUGGUCAGGUUGCAUGGAGAUUUCCUGGGCCGUUUGGCGCAAAGCUCAGCCGCUUCUGGACUGCCUAUAUCUCCAGCAAGAACGCCCAAUAUUACAAGGAGCUAGAGAAAAUGCAGGCGAAGUAUGGCGAUUUCGUGCGUACAGGGCCAAGGGAGAUCACUGUGUUCCGUGCCACGGCUGUUUCUGCAAUAUACGGCCCAGCAUCAAAAUUGCUAAAAUCAACAUGGUUUGGUCAGUCGGGCAAUGACCCAGACAAGUGCUCCCUUCACAUGCCAGCUCUUGCCGAAUAUCAACCACGCAUCAAAGCGAAGUCCGAUCUCUUGAAAGAGCGAAUUCAAGACCGUGCCGGACAACCCAUCGAUAUCACUAAGUGGGCUAUGUUCUACAGCUUUGAUGUUGUUGGCGAAGUUGCGUUCGGGAAAGAUUUUGCGAAUCUUGUCACUGGUAUCGAACAUUCCGCCAUCAAGCCAAUUCAUGAGCAUAUUAGAGUCUUCGGAGUCUUGAGCCCAUUGCCCUGGUUGAUGAAUAUUUUGACAUGCAUACCUAGCGCUUCAAGCAUAUACACCGAGAUUUUCAGCUUUUGUGCGAACGAAAUCCGGGCUAAACAGAAGGUCAGUUACCAAUUUGUGGCUUUGACUCCUGUGGCACGCUACUUCGUUACUGACGUGCGGUUCACUCCAAAGUCGUGGGACAAUGAAGAAUAUCCGAACGACAUCGUAUCCUGGCUUCUGAAGGCGGUGUUCGAAAAGGACGCCUCUGCAGCUCCAACAAAAGAAGCCCUCGAUUACGACUCAAGACUAGUUCUAUUGGCUGGCAGCGAUACUACCUCAAGCACAUUAGCUAAUGCUCUGUUCUACCUCUGUAAGAAUGUGGCGACACAGAAAAAGUUGCGUGAAAAGCUUCAACGGGCUCACUCUGGGGGGGCUCGGCAAUGGGACUACGAGAAAGUGCAACUUGUCACAUACCUGGACGACAUUAUCGCCGAGACACUCCGCUUGAGGCCCGCAGUCCUUGUUGCCGGGUCUCGUGAGACCCAAGCGACAGGGCUCCAGAUCGACGAAGUUCACAUACCUGGGAAUACAAACGUACUAGUGUCUGUGUACAGCAUUCAGAGGGAUCCGCGUUACUGGUCGCGGGCCAAUGAGUUCAUACCAGAGCGGUGGGGGGACAGACGAUCAGAGAUGGGGACGGACAAGGCACCGUAUCUCCCUUUCUUGGCCGGGGCGUAUUCCUGCCCCGGUAAGAACUUUGCGUACAUGAGCUUGCGCAUUGCACUGUCAAUCCUUGUCCAGAAUUUUGACAUCUCGUUUUCCCCUGGGGAAAAUGGGUAUUCCUUCGAAAACAACGCGCUAGAUUGUUUUGUUAUCACUUUGCCGCCGCUGCAUCUCAAUUUCACUCCCCUUGUACUUUAA
Messenger RNA from Diaporthe amygdali, 1593 nucleotides. RefSeq lists its product as uncharacterized. Bases 1 to 1593 code for a protein of 530 amino acids. The record is from RefSeq and is a predicted model, not a curated record. The transcript is spliced from 6 exons. Gene Ontology annotation, molecular function: monooxygenase activity; oxidoreductase activity, acting on paired donors, with incorporation or reduction of molecular oxygen; heme binding. Lineage: Eukaryota; Fungi; Ascomycota; Sordariomycetes; Diaporthales; Diaporthaceae.